GAUGUGGCCGGCAGGAAAGAGCCACGGCAGCUGCUCGCCUUUCGGAUAAUUCCUGCCCCUGCCGGGAGUCUCGGGCAGCGGCACUCUCUUGUUUGCGUGUGGCAUGUGGAGCCGGGGUUUUAUAUGGCAUUUGCGAGCCGAGCGAGGUCACGCUUCGUUUUUUUAAAAUUCUUUGCUGAGUACCGUAUAUCUCUCUCUAAUUUUUCCUUCCCUGGUAGCGGGGUGGGCCGGGAGGGACGAUCGUGACAGCGACGGGAAUGUUUACUUGUGCAGAAGUCUUUCUCAUGUGGAAGCACUCUGCUCCCUAACUCCUGGCUAAGCGGACUUAAGUUCACCAACUUCGCUGCCGCACAGCACGCGUAGCUCCUUGGCAGGAUGGCAGACAAAAGAACAGCUGGUGCAAAGCAAUAGGGGAUUCCUAGCGAGGAAGAGGAAGGAAGAUCACCAGCCUUUCACCCGACGGCUGUCAGAGCAGCAGGAACGGGACAGCUGAAGCCACCAUGCGCAGGUCCAGCACCGAUGAGUCCACCUAUCACAGGAGCCCUUCCCUGGACAGCAAGGAUUACAGUUUCCCAAAUGGCACCUUCCGUCGAUACAGCAGCAUGUAUGGUGGCCAGUUUGGGGCUGCCAGCAACUCUUUUUUUGGAUUUCAUACCAACCCAGGCCCGAAGGCCACCAAGGCUAAGUACACAACUCCCAAGGGAAACAAAUACGUUGUCUUUUACCUGGAUCUCUCAUUUAUUUUUCUCCUAGAACUGAAGAGGUGCAGCAUGGCUCACAACUGCCUGCAGUGUAUCAAGUACCUAAUGUUUGUUUUCAACCUUCUCUUCUGGUUGGGAGGCUGUGGAAUCCUUGGUGUAGGCAUCUGGCUGGCUGUUACCCAAGGGAACUUUGCCACCCUCUCCUCUUCUUUCCCAUCCCUGUCAGCUGCCAACCUACUGAUCGUCACAGGGACGUUUGUCAUGAUCAUUGGCUUCGUGGGCUGCAUAGGUGCCAUCAAAGAAAACAAGUGCCUCCUGCUGAGUUUUUUUAUCAUGCUGUUAAUUAUAUUUCUGUUGGAGCUCACUGUUGUGAUUCUGUUCUUCGUCUACACCGACAAGAUUGACAAGUAUGCUCAACGGGAUCUGAAGAAAGGACUUCACUUGUAUGGGACAGAUGGAAAUAUUGGCCUCACUAAUGCAUGGAGCAUCAUUCAAACAGAUUUCAGAUGCUGUGGAGUCUCCAACUACACGGACUGGUUUGAAGUGUACAACACAACCCGGGUGCCAGACUCCUGCUGCUUAGAAUUCAGUGAGAAUUGCGGGCUCCAUUCCCCAGGGACCUGGUGGAAAGCGCCUUGCUAUGAAACUGUGAAAAUAUGGCUCCAGGAAAACUUACUGGCAGUGGGAAUCUUUGGAUUGUGCACAGCUAUGGUGCAGAUUCUCGGACUCACCUUUGCAAUGACCAUGUAUUGUCAGGUAGUCAAGGCAGACACCUACUGUGCAUAGAUACCAUUCCCAAUCUUUCUGCUUCUCCUCCAAAGGACACAGGAGAAAUCUCCUUCAUGCUCAUUCAUCUGACCUUUUUCCCCCCUUUGUACUAUAAACUGUGUAUAAUGCUAUCUUUCUGAAGAUUUUGUGAAUCACCCCACUUUACUGAAGGAGGAAGAAAAGAAAAAGUCAGUACUUGAACUGGCACAGGUAAGAAGCAGCCUUGUCUUUAAGCAGAGGAAAACCAAAAAAGCAAUGGUUCCUUUUCCAUGGCCUGUGGCAAGGCAAGAGAGGCUGCAAACGAGGGUCUGACUGCAAACCCAGUUAGGAAGAGAUGGCACUGAGGCAAACUCUGCAAAAGCUUCCAGGCUGCCUUCCUGCAUUUCCCAGUCUGGAAGAGAGGACGCAGAAAACAAAUGUUCUUCAGCAAGAAGGUACAGAGUAGCUAGCACUGAAUGCAAUUGUGAUUUUACUACAGUUUGCACACAGCUAAAAUCUCAAGAUCAAGCAGUCCUGCCUGCAAGUGUCUCAUGAUGAUUUUGUAGCCAGGAGAGGACCAUCUUCAGAAAUACAUUGUUUUAAAGGAGUAUUUUUAAUCUUACGCGCCGCAAAGUCAGGCUUUUAAUCGGAAUCUGUACAGCAAGAUCCUGGCUGUUAAUGGAAAACAAUAUUGGACAUUGCCUCAGUUCCUAAUUGCCAGUGGCAUAUAGAUGGUUGACUGCAUAUGUUAUAUAUAUUACAUUCAUAAACACAUACUUUUCUGAAAGGAGGCGAAAAUACCCAGCAUCUAACCUCAGAAAGGGGAAACCUUUCUAUCCUAUUUUACAUUCCAACUGAAAUAACCAAGUAUUAUUUCUUGUACAAGGCACUAUCACUUAUACCUCUGGGAAACGAAUAAUUACUUUCAGCUGUAUCUUCAUUUCAGUAAACAACUUGUGAGUGGGCUCUCUCUGUCAGUCUACUAUGGUUUUAUUUUCUGCCGUCCCUGUUUCAAGUAAGUAAGUCUGCCAAAAUAUAUCACUCAUUUCCCUGCUUGAAGCUGUGUACAAAGCUGUCAGCUGUUCCUUCCCUGAAUGUCACCAUUUCAUUAAUUUACUUUGGGAUAACAUCAUCUGCAGGUAUGAUAGAGUUUGCCUUUCUGGGGAAAAAUCCUUUGCACAUUGCUCAUUUUUCUGAGAGUUAUUAAGACUUCAGAUACUUUUAUGCUUAGCUUUUUUUUUUUCUCCCAGCUGCACACUGACAACAGCCAAGACACAUCAGUCUCUGUUAGAACCGGAGUCACUUUUUCAGAUGGGUUUUCCUUUACCUAGCUGCUGGCUAGAACAGAAUCCACACUUUCUGGAAUAUCACAGAAAUAUGCAGAAAUCAAAACCAUAACUUUCCUUAACCAGGGAACAACCACUCAUUGAUAGCUGAAGUAAUUGAUGUAGUACCCUCCUAUGCACAUCUUCUGGUGGUGAGGUUGAAAAUCAGAUGUGUCCUAUUGUUCAAACAAAUGUUUGCCAGCAAACAGCUCCAGGUAGUGCAUGUGUGCCAGGGAGAAGCCAAAGCACCCCAGGGAAGGGACACAGCAGGGAAUAAGCAAACAGAGCAAUGCAGAUGGCCUGUGCCCUUCAGCCAGCAUUGCAGGAUCUCUCAGCCACUGUCACUUAAAGCAGAGAGCUGACCACAGAGCUGUGUUUUCCCAGGAAGCUGAGUGCAGCCAUUCCUGCAGACUGGAAGCAUGCAUCAAGCUCACAGAGAAAGUUACCCAGCUUACAACAGCAGGUCUCAGUUCCAAGUGACAUUUUGCAUGCUUUGAUUUAAAGGCAAUUUCCAGCAGAAAGCUGGACUUGCCAACCCACAGCCUAUUGAUCCUUUACACCCAUAACUAACCCUCUUCUGGAUCUGCAUUAUUUGACAGAUUCACUCUCACUUGUUAGAUUUGGGGGAUUUUUUGUCUCUUUGCUGAUUUCCUGCAGUCUUCUCACUCUCCUCACUCACUUCUCACCUCAUAUUUUCUGGGAACUUGCUUAGGAGAGUCUGGUGCUUAAAAGAGCAAUUAUCUUCCAAAAUGUUACCCCCAUGGGGCAUUUAGCUGGUAAUGUCUUACUUGUGUGCAUUUUAUGUGGCUUCCCAGUCACUAUCACAGCAACCUCCACCACUAAAGGAUUUUACUGUCACACAAAACAAGCCCCAGCAAACCCCAGCUGAGCAAGCAGCCCACACACAGGUGCCCUUACUCCAAGCAAGAGGCUCACUCAUGUUGCAAUCACUACAGUCUCCAUGCUCUCUGCUUCUUGAGCCCAGGCUGACCUGCAGACUGUCCUGCUCUGCCCAACAUGGUGGAAGUUUGUUCCUGCCCUCUCUCUACUCUGUUCUUUUCUCAACCUGCACAGACACAAUUCCAGGUUAGCUGUACCAUUAGUUCUCGCCUUGGUUUAUUGUUUGUACACAGGAGUGCUUCUGCUGACAACUCCAAGUUUCUGCCACUGAAAAGCAGCAUGACAGAAUGAUGAAUGCAUUCAUAAAACAUUGAUUUUUUUUUGAGACAGAUAAAAGGUAGACAAGUCUAUUUGUAGUGAUCCCUGCCAUUAAAAAUUAACACAAAGACAGCAGGCUGAUGAUGGUUCAGUUGAUGGGAGCAAACCAUUGUGCAGAACUCCCACAGAGAGCAACUCUCAUCAAUUUGCUUGAUGUGGUGUAGGGAAAAGAGAGAUCACAAACCCUUCUCCUGUGAGUCUCACAGUAAUAUGUGCUAAGCUCUUAGAGAACACUUCCAGACUUCAGCUAAAGCUUCAGUGGAAAAAAAUAGAGACUUGACUGGAGACAAGUCACAUUUUUGUGGUUUCCUCUAAUCAUUUUCCACAGUUUAGGUGUCUUUACAAGAUAAACUGCUUUGGUUUUCAAAAUCAAGUACCUAAAGUGAGUAUAAGCAACACUCACUUUGUAAAUCCCAGUCACUAUAACAAAAAAAUACAGUUAAGGGAAAAAACUAAACAAAAAAAAACAAAAACAAAAAAAAAAACCAAACCCAAGCAGACAAACAAAAAAAACCCCAGAUCACAUAAUUCUUUUUAAAUAGUAUCCUUCCACUAACAACUGAGGUGCUACUGCGACUUGUUCAUAAUUUGAAUUGGACUAUUUCAUAUAUUUCAUGUUAAUAACUCUCUCCACACAGACCAAACAACUGUUAUGGUGCUUACAGCAUUACCAGCACAAUCCAAUUUCAUACCUCUGAACACACUGCAUAUGACAAGCCUCAGACUUACCAUAUUUUCUUAAGAGCACUGCAUCCUUUCUCUGCUGACAAGGUCAGAAGAUUUUGUGAUGUGUAACAGCAAAAAUCUUUAAAAAGAGAUAACCAAACAAAAAGCAAAGAAAAAAAGUUCCAUUUUACACAUAAAACUUCACAUUAAACUGGUUGAUUAUAUGUAAGUAACCUGUAGAACAUAAUAUCCAUUUGAAAGGCUGCUGAUAUUGAAUGCAGGCAGAGCAACACAGAAGUCAUUCCAAUUGCUUCUAUUAGUGUCUUGUCGCUUUUAGUAAAGCCUUUUAUAUUAUUGUGACUUCUUAUCUUUAAACAUGAAGGAGGACUCAAUACAUUUAAAUUAAAGACAGAACCAAAGGAUAUAGGAAUAAAGGAGCACUCCUAAUUUAUUCUCAUAGCUGUUUCUGCAUAAUGACAAGAUAUGAAAGCACAGGGCAUAUGGCUGAACCUACUGAAUUCAGCAACAUCGGAAUUCAGCUUUUCAGAUUCAGUCCAAUAUACUUCUGGCUUUUCAUCUUCACAAUUAAAUUAAAACAAACCAAAAAACUAAAAAAAAUAUCCAACCAACCAAAAAAAAACCCCAAAACCAAAAACCAUAUAUUUAGCAGACUAUGGUUUAUUUUCCUGUACUGUCACUAGCAGACAAAUCUUAUUACUUGUACAACAUAAUUACUUAGCUCCUCAUCAUACAGUGCACAAUCACUGAAAUUCACUUAGUUUCUUUCUAUUAAUAAUUCUUUGGUCUCCCCCCUCAAAUCAAACAAACUCAUCAAGGUUUAUUCUUUGAUCAAUAAUUAGCAUUUAAAUGCAGCAUUGUAGGGUUUAUAGUAUGGAGAGGGAGGAACUGCACAGAAGCUGUAAAAAUACUCUCUCUUGCAUCAGCAAUAGGGCUGCUAAGGGAAUCCACCCAAACCCUCACUUCUCACAAACUAAUAAGAACUGGUCACACUGAGUACAUGUGACUGGGCUGCCUCUUACACCUCCCCAGGGCAGCACUGGAGGUUGUCAGCAUGGACAAAGUCACAGCCUUUCAUUUAUCCCUUGGCUUCAGUGUUGUGCUAUAAAUGUAGCACCAAAGGUAAGCAACAGAAACCAGCAGUUGAUUGUGGCAUUUAUUUUAAACCCAGACUCUUUAUUUACUCUAAUUUAUCUGCAAGAAUUUGCUAAGUGUAAAUGAUCUGCAUAGAUACUGAGUUAGACAGUUAGAAACCACGCUGGGACUUGCCAUGGGAAACCUUGUUUGGAUUCCAUUGUGAAUUCUCCUCCCUUGUCACUGGUACCCUACCACAGUGGGCAGGUCUCCUCUGUUCUUUGGAUUUUGUUGCUGCAAUUACAAUGGUACAUUUUUGUGCAUUCAUAUUAAGAACAAAAUUUAAAAUAUACAUUUUAUUUUUUAAAAGUUAUUAAAUAUUCUUUAAAGUUUACAACAGAAUGUCUUUUGUAUUCUUUAUAAGCAACUGCACUACAAGCUAAACAGUGAUUCUAUACACACCCAAAGAUGUGUGUGCGAGUGUGUGCAAGUGCACACACACACACACACUGUAUGCAAUUUAACAAACCCCUACCAUGUUCUACUUCUUUGUCAUUUUUCAUUACCUUUGAUUUGACAUAUCCUUCCCUACAAAUUUGGGUUUAUUAUUAUUAUUAUUUAAGUGGCUUACCUACUCCCAGGUAAAUUUACACCCCUCUUUCCUCUUAAGGGCGGGCACAACAUGAAAUUAUGUGGCAGUCAAUAACAAUUCAGAAACGACUGGGAGAUCAGGCUUAAUGUUAAAAAAAUACUCAGACCCAAACCAAAUUAUUUUGUGCUCACAACUUGUCUGUUACUGAUAACUUUGAAAUAAAGGACUUCUCUUUUUUUCUGAGGUAGCUGCUUACAUUCUAAAAUUACAUAGAAAAACUUGAAAAAUUAACACCAGAAUGUUUUUAAAUUGAACGACUGGGAACUUGUAUUGUGUUAGAUCAGAAGAAUGUCUGGUUAGCCAAGUAUGUUAUAUGCAAUCAUGUCUAACACUGCCUUUUUUUAUACAAUUUGUUGUACCCUACAGGUCAAACAGCUUCACAAGUGAAAUUGCCUCUAAACUGCAUUCUGAACAACAGCACAGGUGUACUGUUGAAAUUGUAAUGGGAAAAAUAGAGACACAGAGCUUUUAGAGGUUGUUGCAGGAGGCAUCGUAAGGGAUAACCCACACUUUUGGUGGAAGUUUCUUACAGCUCCCUCAGUUUAAGAGAGAUUUACAUUACUUGAAUUGUCUUCAUCCCAUUAAGUGCACCACUAGAUGGUCUCAUCAACCACAUCAAUCUUUAAUCCCUUUCUGACUGUGAAACUUUACACUUUAGUCUUGCAGUAUAGCAGUGAAUUUCACAAUUUCUUCAAGCUGCAUUUAAAAGAAUCCUUCCUUUAUGGAUUUUAACAUGUUGCCUUUCAAUUUCAUUUACUCACCAUUGGUUCUAUACUUUAGGAACAAUAACUUAAUGAUGCUUACAGAAAUAUAAGGGCUCAGAGCAGCAGUAUUAGCUUUACAGCUUAAUUUGCCUUUCCACUAGAGCUUAGCCCUGGGUAAUUGAGUACUGUAUUGAUUUUUCAAGAUCCCAUUGUUUCAAACAACUAAGCCCAGUGUACCUUCCCCCAGUAGCUAUCCCAGCUGUCUGCUUUUGUACUACAUGUUAGCACAGACAGAGCUAUUCCUCCUUUAAUCAACAUCUAGAUGAGUAUUUCACCUGACAUCCUGCUAUUUUUCCAAAGUACACUUGACACAACCUGGAAAUACCAGGCCUAGCUGAUUAUUCUGGCUGUGUAAAACAAAGUACUUUCUGUCUGCAUGGCGAUAAUUUUCAAAGAGAUUUAAGGGCAGCUUAUGAAGCUUCAUCCAAAGUUUUGUCCUGACACAUCGAAAGUGUAAAACAGAGCCUUAUGUUUCUUAUCUUACCAUGCUAAGAACCCCAAACAAAUAAGAAGUCUGUCAUUAAUAACUCACCUAGCAAAUGCCAUUUGAAAGGCUGUUUUUCUGAAAUCCCAUUAGUUGCCUAUGGUAGGUCACUUUACCCUAGGCCCUGCUUCCUUGUCUCCCCCUGCAAUAAACUGUUUCCCCGUGGAAAUACUGUCUGUUCACUAGAAAUCCUGGGGUUUGUUGACCUGCAAGAAGAGCUCAGUUUACAUUCCUCCCUCCAACAUCCAGAAAACAUUCAGUACCAAAUCAACACCAGUGCAUGUUAGAUAGCUAAACAGAAGUUCUGUAUCUUAGGAUGAGGGUUUCUAAUGAAGAAAUAGCUGAUCAGUUGAACUGAUUUCUCGAACAAGUCCCUGGUAUCUUUUACACAGAAAUCAUUUAGGCAGAGCAGAACAUUUUGUUACUACUGAACUACUUAACAGAGACUUCCCUGUACUUUCAAUUAAAGAAUAUUUUUAAAGGAUGGGAUAAUUAUCCACUAUAAACUUCCCCUUAUAUUCCCAUGGCACUGCUAUUACUGGGUAUAGUUCAAAUCACAGGCAACAAAAUAAAACAUGUAACUGUUAGAUACAUAGAAAAAAAAAAUCUAUAGAAAGCAAAGUACAGCAUAAAAAACUCCCAACUGUUAAUGUAUAUUGCUUAUGUGUCUGUCUCAUACGGACAGUGACAAGAGUUUCAGCUGUAAAGCAUUCAUCCUGAAGAUUAACUAAAAAUUACUGGAGAAACACAGGGAUUUCAGGAACUGGUUUCUCAAAGUCUAUUUGGAGGCACCUCGUCAUCUCCCUCCUCCACAAAUGCCCUGCUUUGGCCCUAAAGCUUAAGUCCAUCACUGCUCUAGCCUUUCCACCUCUACCAUUUAAAUCUGCUGUUCUGCACACAAAAAUACGUGGUCAGUCACAGUCUGUCCAAUGUGGAGGGGAUUCAGUCCUUUGUUUAAAUUUUAGUGCCCAGUGGGAAGACAUGUUAUGUGGCUUUACGAAAUUCAGGUUUGAUAAUGAUUUAGGAGGCCAGUGUCUCUACAGAACAGAGCAGAAUAAGUGCUGUGACUAAUUCAAGCAGCCUGGUUCUGGACCCAUGUAGUAACUGAAUCUGAGUUGCUCUUAAUUCAGUUUCUUGAUGCAAGCCUGCAAAUGGCUAGGCAAGCACUGUUAUCAAGCAGAACUGUCACUGGCUGUUUAGCAUGCUCCACACAGACUAAUGCUGCAGGGAUUCUUUUUCCAUUUUUUUUAACCCAGUUUACCUUGGAAACUUACUCAGUGUUAUUGUAUCAGCCACAGAUGCAAUUAACGGAUUCUGAUAUUAUAUCUCAACUUGAAUAAUAAGAACCCAGGAUAUUGAGGUAAAAAAAAAAGCGCCUCAUCUUAGAAAUAAUGCAUUUCUUGUUCUUUUGUAAUGCUCCCACACACUCUUAAGGUGACUGGGGGAGCAUAUGCAUCCCCCCAGUUUGUACUGUGGCAGGCAAACUGUCCAAGGUAACUUCUAUUGAAAAACAAAAGAAAAAGUGUGAAAGUGUGUUUAUGUAAUUCUCAGUACUCUCAUUUUCAGGCUGUCAUUUCUCAAGGAACAAACCCUCUCCCUCCCUGAAGGGAGUUAGAGCUGUUUGCAAACUCAAUUAGGAUGAAGCAUUUGUAAGUACUCCAGGAAAAGAGCUCUGCUGUAUGGUGCUGAUUCUAAUGCUUUUUUGGAACCCCACCUCUCACUUUAUAAUCCAAUCACAGUCAAAGUCACCAAAAGCUUUGUUAUAAUCUCAGACUACCACACAGCCUCUCUCCCUCCCCACCGAUGGCCCCCUGUGUUAAUUUCAUUUGAAAGCCAAGCUGGCAUUAGUUGAACAGGGAGGCUGUAUGGAAGUGCAAGUCAAGCUCUUGGGGUAAAUCCUUCAUGCUGUAAGCUCAGCUGUAGGAACUGGACACACAAAUAUGUUAGAAACAGUAAUAUAUCCCCCUAGAAGCCAGAGGUGCUUUGACUAUUCUGCUGAGCAGCUGAGUUAUGGUCUCUCAAGGGCAGAGUUGCCUCGAAACCGCAUGAUUAAAAACAUUCCUGCUUUUGGGGGAAGGACAGGAAUUGUGAACUCGGACCUGUGCACAACAGAAGGAAUUAUGGAUUUGCAAAUGCAGACACAAGAGAGUACAUAGACUGAAUUGAUGUGUCAUAUAAUUACUAACUCACUCUCCCUAAACAAAGUAAUUCACCAGCUUGGAAGUACAGCUUGUUGUCAUGGAACUUGCUUGAUAUUUGGUGCUAAUAAAAAUUGAAGUUUUAAAUCUG
Molecule: messenger RNA, 9938 nt
Organism: Cyanistes caeruleus (blue tit)
Lineage: Eukaryota; Metazoa; Chordata; Aves; Passeriformes; Paridae
Source: RefSeq, a predicted model, not a curated record